This is a messenger RNA of Prinia subflava (tawny-flanked prinia), 1321 nucleotides long. RefSeq names its product zinc finger protein with KRAB and SCAN domains 8-like. NCBI's taxonomy places the organism in Eukaryota, Metazoa, Chordata, Aves, Passeriformes, Cisticolidae. The transcript has 2 exons. Gene Ontology annotation, biological process: regulation of transcription by RNA polymerase II. The record is from RefSeq and is a predicted model, not a curated record. Bases 332 to 1321 code for a protein of 329 amino acids. Gene Ontology annotation, molecular function: RNA polymerase II cis-regulatory region sequence-specific DNA binding; DNA-binding transcription factor activity, RNA polymerase II-specific.
GUCUCCCUGCAUGACUGAUAAAAUUACAUCAUCCCAUUGUGAGAUGCUCCACCCAGAGGGAGGAGCCAGGCAUUCCUACUUGGAUAUAAUCUAAGAUGGGAAACACCAAAAGCAGCCUGUUUCCACUGGAUUCCCAGAGCAAGACAAGACCCAUCUACGUGAUCAAAACCACAUCUGUGACUCCACGAGGACUGCAGCCACGAUUUGAUUAAACUGCUACAACACCGGGUGUCAGGUUGUAUUCUGACUCUGCAGGUUUUUUCGGUUUUUUUGGUCCCACUAUUUUAGUUUAAUUUUUUAUUUUUUAGUUUAGGUGUCCAGGAAGAGGAAGAUGUCCCAGAAUAGCCAGACAAGUAAGGAAGAAGUCACUGCCCCUUUCCCCCUCUCCUCUGCUCCAUCUCCCAGCCCAGCAUGGCCCCUUGCUGCAGGACAACCCCGCUGCCGACGCCGUCCUGCUGGGGAUACACUGGGGGGAUCUCCUUCCCCUUUCCUCUGGCAUGGAGGCAAAUCCCAUCCUCUCCUUGUCCUUCCUUCUCCAGACAAAGAGCUGAGGAUGGAGACCAGGGAGGACAAAUCCCUGCAGCAGAACAUUGUGGAAGAGGCCUUUUUGAGUGGAUCCACAGCACAGGAAUCCAACGGGGAGGAAAAGCCUUGGAGAUCCCGCAGGAGCAGGGGCUCCAGACCCAUCCAAUGGUCCUCUGAGGAGGAAAGACCCACCCUGUGCCAGGAAGGAGGACAGAGCUUCAGCCAGAGGUCAGAGCUGGUGGUCCAUAAGGAGCUUCAUGAUGGGGAGAAGCCGUACAAACGUUUGGCGUGUGGCAAGAGCUUCAGCUGGCGCUACCACUUGAUCCGCCACCAGAACAUCCAUGCUGAGGAAAGGCCAUACAAGUGUGGGGAAUGUGGGAAGGGCUUCAACCAAAGGUCCAAAAUGAUCCACACUGGGGAGAGGCCCUACAAGUGUCCCCAGUGUGGGAAGAGGUUUUGGACCAGCUCAGAUCUCUGUGUGCACCAGCGCAUCCACACUGGGGAGAGGCCCUACCAAUGUGGGGAAUGUGGGAAGAGCUUCAGACAGAGUUCCCACGUGAUCGGCCACAAGAGGACCCACACUGGGGAACGGCCCUACAAGUGUGGGGAAUGUGGGAAGCGCUUCAACCAGAGAUCCAACAUGAUUACCCACCAACGCAUCCACACCAGGGACGGGCUCUUUUUCAACACUAAGACAGGUUGUCCUCAGGACAAAUGUCCUCCUGAGCUGGUGGAUGGGGUCACAGAGCAGAACAGCCCCCUGUCAUCCAGGAGGAAGCAGCUGGUCACCUGCUGA